UAUAUAGUAACAUUUAUUGUGGUCACCUGAUUCAAUGAUUCUACCAUAAAUAUUCCCCAUAAGAGGAGAGAACAUCAGAGACGUCUGAGCUCUCCGCGCUGCACCAGACUCUACAGAGCUCACAUUCACCAUGGACCUGGUCACGGUUCUCUUGGCCAUCGUCGUCAUUUUAUUUUUCGCCAAAGCUUUCAUGAACCAGAAACAUGGAAAUAGCAAAAGUUUCCCACCUGGACCAACACCUUUACCGAUCAUUGGAAAUAUCCUCACGAUUGACAUGUCAAAACCGCAUAAAACAUUCAUGGAGCUUUCUAUGAAGUACGGCUCAGUCUUCAGUGUUAAGAUGGGCAUGACCAAAAUAGUUGUCCUAUGUGGUUAUGAAGCGGUGAAGGAUGCGCUCAUCAAUCACGCCGACUUCUUUUCUGACAGACCUCAUGCGCCAGUGAUUGCUAAAUUUACAAAGAACAAUGGUGUUAUCUUUUCCAAUGGAGAGAACUGGAAAGUGAUGAGAAGAUUCACCCUCUCCACACUACGGGAUUAUGGAAUGGGGAAGAAAACCAUCGAAAACAAGAUCACCGAGGAGGCAGAGUAUUUAGUGCAGAAGUUUAGAUCCUAUAAAGGAAAGACCUUUGAUAACUUGACCAGUGUUAAUGCAGCCGUAGCCAAUAUCAUUGUGUCCAUACUGCUCAGCCAUAGAUUUGACUAUGAGGAUCCGAUCAUACAGAGGCUGAUGGGUUUAAUCAAUGAGAAUGUACGACUUCUGGGAAGCCCAUGGGUCAGGCUAUAUAACAGUUUUUCAACUCUGAUGGACUUCCUCCCUGGACCUCACAAAACAAUUUUUGGGAACAUCCGAGAGUUUCAGAAAUUCAUAAGGGCGACGUUUACCAAACAGAAGAAAGAACUGGAUGUGAACGACCAGAGGAACCUUAUUGAUGCCUUUCUGACCAAACAACAAGAGGGAAAGUCCGAAUCCACUGAAUAUUACCACAAUGACAACUUAACUGCACUAGUAGCAAACCUGUUCGCUGCUGGAAUGGAGACCACCUCAACCACCCUGAGAUGGGGGCUUCUACUCAUGAUGAAAUAUCCAGAGAUUCAACAAAAAGUCCAUGAUGAAAUUGAAAGAGUGAUAGGAUCGGCCCAACCUCAGAUGGAACAUAGGAAACAAAUGCCGUAUACUGACGCCGUCAUCCAUGAAAUUCAACGUUUUGGGGAUAUAGCGCCAAAUAAUGUUCCACAUGCAACUUCUGAAGACGUCACAUUCAGAGGGUAUUUUAUUCCAAAGGGCACUGUUGUUUUCCCAUUGCUGCACUCUGUACUGAGAGAUAAAACUUACUUUAAGAAACCGGAUGAGUUUUAUCCAGAACAUUUUCUUGAUUCUGAAGGGAAUUUUAAAAAGAAUGAGGCCUUCAUCCCCUUCUCAAUAGGUAAACGUAGCUGUGCUGGGGAAACCUUGGCUAAAAUGGAGCUAUUCCUGUUCUUCACAACACUGUUACAAAAUUUCACAUUCAAGCCUUUACCUGGAGCCAAACUGGACCUUACUCCUGCACUGGGGGUUACAAACUCCCCCAAACCCUAUGAGAUCUGUGCCAUACCUUGCAGAUACUCUACAGAGCCCACAUUCACCAUGGACCUGGUCACGGUUCUCUUUCUUAUUGUCAUCAUCUUAUUUUUUGCCAAAGUUUUUAUGAACCAGAAACAUGAAAAUUACAAAAAUUUCCCACCUGGACCAAAACCUUUACCGAUGAUCGGAAAUAUCUUCUCACUUGACAUGUCAAAACCUUAUGUAACCUUCAUGGAGCUUUCUAUGAAAUACGGCCCAGUCUUCAGUGUUCAGGUGGGCACGACAAAAGUAGUUGUCUUAUGUGGUUAUGAAGUGCUGAAGGACGCGCUCAUCAACCAUGCUGAUGCCUUCGCUGACAGACCUCAUGCACCUAUGGUUGCAAAAUUUUCAAAAAACUAUGGUCUAAUUUUUGCCAAUGGAGAGAACUGGAAAGUGAUGAGAAGAUUUACCCUCUCCACACUACGAGAUUAUGGAAUGGGGAGAAGAACCAUAGAAAAUAGGAUCAUUGAGGAGGCCGAGUGUUUAGUGCAGAAAUUUAGAUCUUAUGAAGGAAAGCCCUUUGAUAAUUUGACCAUUAUCAAUGCAGCCGUAGCCAAUAUCAUUGUGGCCAUACUGCUCAGUCGUAGAUUUGACUAUGAGGAUCCGACCAUACAGAGGCUGAUGGGUUUAAUCAAUGAAAAUAUUCGACUCUUCGGGAACCCCUGGGUCAGACUUUAUAACAGUUUUUCCACAUUGAUGGACUUCCUUCCCGGACCUCACAGAAAAAUAUUUCAAAACGUCCGAGAGUUUCAGAAAUUCAUAAGGGAGACAUUUACCAAACAGAAAAAAGAACUGGAUGUAAAUGACCAGAGGAACCUUGUUGACUCCUUCCUAGCCAAACAACAAGAGGGAAAUUCCGAAUCCACUGAAUAUUACCACAAUGAUAACUUAACUGCACUGGUAGGAGACCUGUUCGCUGCUGGAAUGGAGACCACAGCAACCACCCUGAGAUGGGGGCUUCUGCUCAUGAUGAAAUAUCCAGAGAUUCAACGAAAAGUGCAUAAUGAAAUUGAGAGAGUGAUCGGAUCGGCCCAACCUCAAAUGAAACAUAGGAAACAAAUGCCGUAUACUGACGCCGUCGUACAUGAAAUUCAACGCUUUGGGGACAUUGCACCGACUAAUGUUCCACAUGCAACUUCUGAAGACGUCACAUUCAGAGGAUAUUUUAUUCCAAAGGGAACUCUAGUUUUCCCAUUGCUGCACUCCGCACUGAGAGAGAGAACUUACUUUGAGAAACCGGAUGAGUUUUAUCCCGAACAUUUUCUUGAUGCUGAAGGGAAUUUCAAAAAGAAUGAGGCCUUCAUCCCCUUCUCAAUAGGUAAACGUAGCUGUGCUGGGGAAACCUUGGCUAAAAUGGAGCUAUUCCUGUUCUUCACAGCACUAUUACAAAAUUUUACUUUGAAACCUGUACCCGGAGCCAAACUGGACCUUACUCCAUUACUGGGGUCUACAAAAUCCCCCAAACCCUUUGAGAUAUUUGCCAUAUCUCGCAGAUAGACGAUGUAUUCAGCAAAUACUGUCACGGGACAUGUUAUAUGUCAUUGUAUUUGUGAAUCUCCUCAUACCUCAACAACUUCUCAGCGUUUCCUACACACACCAUCACCUCUUCACCCUUCCUCUGUUGGAGACCCUCAAAGAUCUAUUCGGGGCCCUUACUCUUCUGCCUCUAUACUUUUUUCUUGGGACAGAUCAUAGAAUCCAAUUCAAGUACCAUUUCUAUGCUGAUGAGACAUAUAACUACCUCUUCAGUCAGUAUGUCACCUCUCUAGGAUCUCAGAGUGUCUAUCAACUAUAUCUUCCUUCUUCUCCCACUUUCUAAAGCUCCACAUAAAAUUCAUUAUCUUUCCCUUAUCUUUAUCAAAUUCCGCUAUCCAACCUAUCAAUUACACUCAAUGGGAUCUCCAGACACCGUCCCUCAUAUAAUGUCCAAUCCCCACCUCUGUGUUUUCCCAUCAUCCGCACCUCACAACUGUUUCCAGUAUUUCUCCCGAGCUUCCCCCAUACUCAGGGACUACCUGGACACAUCUGGCCCUCACCCACC
Hyla sarda is the source of this 3641-nucleotide messenger RNA. RefSeq lists its product as uncharacterized. Gene Ontology annotation, biological process: xenobiotic metabolic process. The coding region runs from base 131 to 3097 and encodes 988 amino acids. The record is from RefSeq and is a predicted model, not a curated record. The transcript is spliced from 19 exons. NCBI's taxonomy places the organism in Eukaryota, Metazoa, Chordata, Amphibia, Anura, Hylidae. Gene Ontology annotation, molecular function: iron ion binding; heme binding; oxidoreductase activity, acting on paired donors, with incorporation or reduction of molecular oxygen, reduced flavin or flavoprotein as one donor, and incorporation of one atom of oxygen. Gene Ontology annotation, cellular component: cytoplasm; intracellular membrane-bounded organelle.